This is a messenger RNA of Rattus norvegicus (Norway rat), 5133 nucleotides long. The record is from RefSeq and is a predicted model, not a curated record. NCBI's taxonomy places the organism in Eukaryota, Metazoa, Chordata, Mammalia, Rodentia, Muridae.
AUGGGACAGCCCAUGUCCACUCCAUUGAGUCAAACGUUGAAUCACUGGUCAGAGGUUAAGACAAGAGUCCAGAAUUUGUCUUUGACAGUGAAGAAGGGACGGUGGCAAACUUACUGCUCCUCUGUGCCGACAUUCGGAGUGGGCUGGCCGCCAGAGGGCACCCUAGACCAGGCAAUUAUUUCAUCUGUUAGAAGAAUUGUUUUUCAUCCGGGGCCCAGAUCUCAUCCAGACCAGGUCUCUUAUAUCGUAGUAUGGGAGAAUCUGGCCUCUAAUCCUCCCUUGUGGCUGAGGUCCUGGUCCCGGCCACCCCCUUCUUCAUCCUCCCACAUACUGGUAGCACAGGAGUCCCGGACGGAGAAGAAGGUGAUCCCUAGAAUUUACCCUGACAUCGAGAGUCCCCUUGAAGAGGAUGAGCCCACACCGUCGGCGCCCAAUGCACCACCCCCUUAUCGACAUGACAUUGAUAGAUCGGAAGGCCCUGCCGCUGGAACCAGAAGCCGCCGAGGGGCCAGCUCAGAGGGACCCCCCCUUGUCCCCACCUUCCCGCUCCGAGCUUAUGGCCCCCCUGUCGAUCCCCCUGACCUACAACCCUUGCAGUAUUGGCCUUUUUCUUCUGCAGAUCUUUAUAACUGGAAAACUAACCAUGAUUCCUUCUCUGAGAAUCCUUCUAGUUUAACUAACCUCAUAGAGUCUCUGAUGUUCUCCCAUCAGCCCACGUGGGACGACUGUCAACAGAUUUUACAGGUUCUUUUCACCACUGAGGAGAAGGAGCAGAUCCUCCUUGAAGCUCGGAAACAUGUCCCAGGGCCAGAUGGGACCCCUACCCCGAUGCCCAACCUCAUUGAUGCUGCCUUUCCCCUCGACCGCCCCCCUUGGGACUACAACACAGCUGAAGGUAGGGAGCGGCUGUCCACAUACCGCCGGGCUCUGGUGGCAGGUCUCAAGGGGGCAGCUCGUCGCCCCACCAAUUUGGCCAAGGUAAGAGAGGUGCUCCAGGGACCCACAGAGGCCCCCUCUUUGUUUUUAGAGAGACUUCUAGAGGCGUACCGGAGAUACACCCCCUUUGACCCUACGUCAGAGGGACAACAGGCAGCAGUAGCUAUGUCCUUUAUAGGUCAGUCCUACCCAGACAUCAAGCGUAAGUUGCAGAGAUUGGAAGGCUUACAAAACUUUACAGUAAGAGACUUAGUUAAGGAGGCAGAGAAAGUGUACCAUAAGAGAGAGACGGAGGAAGAGAGGAGAGAGAGAGAGAGAAGAGAAAGGGAAGGGAGAGAAGAUGAGAGAAAUAGACGUAGAGACCAGAACUUGACUCGUAUACUGGCCGCAGUAGUACCUGAAGGGAACAGAAGUGUAGGAAGGAAGACAGGGAACCUGGGCAACCUACGCCAUCGAAAUGACUGGAGCACACCGGACUGGAAAAGAACGGGCAGAGACCAAUGUCGCCUCUGCAGGAGGAAAGGACAUUGGGCCAGGGACUGCCCAAACCAGAAGGAAAAGAUGCGGGGUCCUAAGACCCUGGCCCUAAGGAAUGAAGAUGACUAGGGCAGUUGGGGCUCGUAUUGCCUCCCCGAGCCUAGGGUAACUUUAGAUGUGGAGGGAACCCCCGUGGAUUUUCUGGUUGAUACAGGGGCACAGUUCUCAGUUCUACAACAUCCCAUGGGGAAACUCACAAACAAGACUAGUAUAGUAGUGGGGGCAACCGGCACGAAAAUACACAAAUGGACAACAGCCCGCCGCAUUAACCGAGGGGCCGGUCGAGUAUCACAUUCUUUUCUAGUAAUUCCUGAAUGCCCCACCCCCUUGCUCAGAAGAGAUCUGUUGACCAAGAUGAAUGCCGAAAUCCAGUUCUCUUUAAGCGGACUGCAAGUGAAGUGGCACCCCCCCCCCCAGGCCGGUAUGGACUUAACCUUUAAACUAGCUGACGAAUAUCGCAUACAUGAGAAAGGUAACAAAAUGGACAACCCACAAUGGUGGCUUUCAAGGUUCCCUGAAGCCUGGGCAGAGACAGGGGGGGUUGGGAUGGCCUCCCAAGUACCUCCCAUAGUAAUCAUAGUCAAGUCGGGUGCCACCCCUAUCAGCGUACGCCAGUAUCCUAUGAGCAAGGGGGCAAGAGAGGGCAUCCGGCCCCACAUAAAGAAGUUUUUACAGCUGGGCAUCUUAACCCCAUGCCGGUCCCCCUGGAGCACCCCACUACUCCCGGUAAAAAAGCCGGGAACACAAGAUUACCGACCCGUCCAGGACCUGAAGGAAGUUAAUAAACGGGUAGAAGAUGUACACCCCAUAGUGCCUAAUCCUUACACCCUCCUCAGCACUCUGCCACCAGAAAGGAUAUGGUAUACUGUCUUGGAUCUCAAAGAUGCUUUCUUUAGCCUGAGAUUACAUCCCAACAGCCAACACCUGUUUGCCUUCCAAUGGAAGGAUCCGGAGACGGGACAUUCUGGACAAUUGACCUGGACCAGACUGCCACAGGGAUUCAAGAAUUCACCUACCCUCUUCGAUGAGGCCCUACAUCGGGACCUGACGAUAUUCAGGACCAAUAACCCACAUCUGACUCUCCUUCAAUACGUUGAUGAUCUACUUCUGAGUGCUGAAACCCAAGGUGAGUGCCAAAAAGGAACUGAACAAUUACUAGCUGAAUUAGGCCGUUUGGGAUACCGGGCGUCAGCAAAGAAGGCACAGUUGUGUCAUACCGAAGUGACCUACCUGGGCUACAUCCUCUGAGAUGGAAAGCGGUGGCUCACCGAGGCCCGGAAGAAGACUGUGCUCCAGAUACCAACACCUCAAACGCCUCGACAGGUGAGAGAAUUCCUAGGCACUGCCGGGUUCUGCCGACUAUGGAUUCCUGGGUUCGCUGCUCUGGCUGCCCCACUCCACUCUUUGACCAGGUCAGAGACUGAGUUCCAAUGGAAGCCUGAGCACCAAGCGGCUUUUGAUGCCAUCAAACAGGCUUUAUUGACCGCACCCGCUCUGGUCCUACCGGACUUAACCAAACCCUUUACGUUGUUUGUGGGCGAGAAGGUGGGGGUGGCGAAGGGAGUGUUGACCCAGACCUUGGGCCCCUGGAAGCGGCCCGUGGCAUACCUCUCUAAGAAACUGGACCCAGUGGCUAGUGGCUGGCCGUCCUGCCUUAAGAUCAUCGCGGUAGUAGCCACGUUGGUGAAAGACUCUGAUAAACUAACAUUAGGCUAGCCAGUGACGAUCAUAGCCCCACACGCCUUAGAGAGCGUUAUCAGACAGCCCCCUGACAGGUGGAUAACCAAUGCCCGCCUGACUCACUACCAGAGCCUCCUAUUAAAUGAUAGGGUCUUGUUUGGGGCCCCCGUCAUUCUGAACCCAGCCACAUUGCUUCCUAAGGCAACAGAGCAGAAACCAAUACACGUGUGUGCUGACAUCCUGGCUGAGGCCUCUGGUGUCAGGGAGGAUUUGACUGAUGUUCCCCUGCCAGGCUGCCCUUCUUGGUACACAGAUGGCAGCAGUUUUCUGGUGGAAGGAAAAAGAAGGGCUGGAGCGGCAGUGGUAGAUGGGAAAAAGACUAUUUGGUCCAGUGGACUACCGGAAGGCACCUCAGCCCAGAAGGCAGAGUUAAUAGCCCUCACUCAGGCAUUGAGACUGGCUGAAGGAAAAAAUAUUAACAUCUAUACUGACAGCCGCUACGCCUUUGCCACUGCUCAUGUACACGGGGCCAUCUACCGGCAGAGAGGACUCUUGACGUCCACAGGAAAAGAGGUCAAAAAUAAAGAUGAGAUCCUCAGCCUCCUAGAGGCUGUACACCUCCCAAGAAAGGUGGCCAUCAUUCACUGUCCCGGGCACCAGAGGGGACAGGAUGCUGUGGCAAAGGGCAACCGUAUGGCAGAUGCCACUGCCAAACAGGCUGCACUCGGGGCUGUGAUCCUGCCGGUAGUAGGUAAAGAGCUCCGCCCAAACCUGAGAGACUCCAGUUUUCAAUAUUCCCCAGAAGAAUUAGAAGAGUUUCACCAUUCAGACUGGAUCCGAGGCUUCUCUCCCUAUGGUGUGGCGGAGACAACAGACGGUAAACAAGUUCUUCCAAACCAGCAAGGACGUGAGUUCAUUGCUAAUCUCCAUCGUCUGACCCACUUAGGUACGAGAAAACUGAUAGAACUCAUGAAGUCCUCUGAAUACCACAUCCAGAGACUGCCAGACAUAGUCCAAGAAGUUGUACAGAGUUGUCAAGCAUGUGCCCUUGUCAACUCCAAUAGACCCCCGUCUCUCCAUGGCAAAAGGCUCAGGGGAGAUAGGCCGGGGGCUCAUUGGGAAAUUGACUUUACAGAAAUAACUCCAGCCAGAUAUGGUAAUAAAUAUCUAUUAGUGUUUGUAGACACCUUCUCAGGCUGGGUGGAAGCAUUCCCUUCCCGCUCAGAAACAGCUCGAGUGGUAGCUAAGAAGAUAUUGGAAGAGAUCUUUCCACAGUUUGGACUCCCCAAGGUAAUCGGGUCUGACAACGGACCUGCUUUUGUUGCACAGGUAAGUCAGGGGCUGGCCAGUCAACUGGGGAUUAAUUGGAAAUUACAUUGUGCUUAUAGACCCCAGAGCUCAGGACAGGUAGAAAGAAUGAAUAGGACCCUAAAAGAGACCUUAACUAAAUUGGCCUUGGAGACCGGCGGGAAAGAUUGGACAGCCCUCCUUCCCUUCUCCGUGUUCCGUGCUCGGAACACUCCUGGGAGGUUUAAGCUGACACCGUAUGAAAUCCUAUGGGGCAGCUCGCCCCCUAUAGGUGAAGUUGGGGGAGUACACGACCCGGACCCCCCUCUUUCUCAACCCCUCCUCACCCGCCUCAGGGCUCUUGAGAUUGUCAGGCAGCAGGUGUGGGAUUCGCUGAAGGAGACCUACCGGACGGAGAGCCCCGAGAUCCCCCACGGAUUCCAGGUUGGAGAUCUGGUUCUGGUCAGACGUCAUCGAGCCGGCAACCUUGAACCUCGCUGGAAAGGACCCUACUCGGUUCUACUCACCACCCCAACCGCUAUAAAGGUUGAUGGAAUAGCCGCCUGGAUCCACGCAUUGCACGCCAAAAGAGCUCCCAAGACUCCUGAAGAUGAAUGGACUGUGGAAAGGACUCCUCACCCUCUUAAGCUUUGCCUUCGCCGCCGUCUCGUCCCGGGUGGGGACAUCGAAUAA